AUGAGCUGUUGGGUGAUGAUGGUGUGGAUGAUGAUGAUGAUGAUGAUGAUGGCAUUGGCAGCAGUAGAGUGCUUGUCCGAUGGUAGUAACAACAACAAUAAUAAUAAUGUUAAUGUUAAUCAUGUGAAGAAUGCUGCCCAAGCCACAGCCCUGUUUGUGUUUGGAGACUCUUUGGUGGACAAUGGGAACAACAAUUUCCUCAACUCCAUUGCCAAGUCCAACUACUAUCCCUAUGGUGUCGACUCCAACACCGGCCCUACCGGCAAAUUCUCCAACGGAAAUAAUUUCGUCGAUUACCUUGGAGCUUGGUUGGGUAUUGCUGCGCCACCUCCUUUUGCAGACCCCAGCACAAGGGGAACCAGAAUCCUCGGAGGAGUUAAUUAUGCUUCUGCAGCAGCUGGCAUCCUUGAUGAAACUGGCCAACACUAUGGAGAACGCUACUCUCUGAGUCAGCAGGUGGUCAAUUUCGAGACUACACUGAGUCAGCUGAGGACGAUGAUGCGAGCAGGGGACCUAAAUCGAUACCUGUCCCAUUCCAUAGCCGUGCUUGUGUUUGGGAGCAACGACUACAUCAACAACUAUCUGCUCCCGACCUUGUACCCGACCAGCUUCAACUACAACCCCACCCAGUUUGCCACCCUUCUCCUCAACCACUACGCUCGCCAGCUCGUCGCUCUCUACAGCGUGGGCCUCCGCAAGUUCUUCCUUGCUGGUUUGGGUCCACUGGGUUGCAUCCCCAACCAGCGGGCCACGGGUCUGGGCCCCCCGGGGAGGUGUGUGGACAAUGUGAACCAGAUGCUGGGCCCUUUCAACCAGGGCCUCCUCUCCCUAGUCGACGUCAUGAACAAUGGGACCCACCCGGGUUCCAUGUUCGUCUAUGGCAAUUCCUACAGCGCCCUAGGGGACAUACUCAACAAUCCGGAGAGGUACGGGUUUAGGGUGAUCGACCGUGGUUGCUGUGGGAUCGGGAGGAAUCAGGGGCAGAUCACGUGCAUGCCUUGGUCCCCGCCUUGCCCCAACAGGAACGAGUAUGUUUUCUGGGACGCGUUUCAUCCCACGCAGGCUGUCGAUGCAAUACUCGCUCAUAGGGCCUAUACGGGGCCUCCCACCGACGCCCAUCCCCUCAACGUUCAGCAGCUGGCUCUUAUUAAUUUCUGA
Messenger RNA from Striga hermonthica, 1158 nucleotides. The record is from the annotation of a GenBank genome assembly. Lineage: Eukaryota; Viridiplantae; Streptophyta; Magnoliopsida; Lamiales; Orobanchaceae.